GGAGGCUGUGGACUAUUUGCUUCCGACAUAGGAACAGCCCUGGGUUGGGAAUCUGCACUCCUGAGAGAAUGCUGGGAAUCUGCAGAGGGCGACGGAAAUUCCUGGCUGCCUCUCUGACUGUCCUUUUUGUCCCAGCCAUUACGUGGAUUUACCUGUUUGCUGGGAGUUUUGAAGAUGGAAAACCAGUGUCACUGUCUCCGCUUGAAUCCCAGCCCCACAGUCCUCGAUAUACGGCAUCAAGCCAGCGGGAGCGGGAGAGCUUGGAAGUCCGCAUGCGGGAGGUGGAGGAGGAGAACCGUGCGCUCCGCAAGCAGCUCAGCCUGGCCCAGAGCCGCGGCCCCUCGCACCACCGGGGCAAUCACUCCAAAACCUACUCCAUGGAAGAGGGGACGGGUGACAGUGAGAGCCUGCGGGCUGGCAUUGUGGCGGGGAACAGCUCCGAGUGUGGGCAGCAACCAGCAGUGGAAAAAUGCGAGACCAUCCACGUUGCCAUUGUUUGUGCAGGGUACAAUGCCAGUCGGGAUGUUGUCACACUUGUCAAGUCUGUCUUAUUUCACAGGCGAAACCCACUCCACUUCCACCUCAUCGCAGACGCAAUUGCCAAACAGAUCCUGGCAACUCUGUUCCAGACAUGGAUGGUCCCUGCUGUGCGCAUAGACUUCUAUGAUGCAGAUGAGCUCAAGUCGGAAGUGUCUUGGAUCCCCAACAAACACUACUCUGGGAUUUACGGGCUGAUGAAGUUGGUCCUGACUAAGACUCUACCUUCCAAUCUUGAGCGAGUCAUUGUCCUCGACACAGACAUAACAUUUGCCACUGACAUUGCUGAGCUAUGGGCCGUCUUUCACAAGUUCAAAGGGCAGCAGGUUCUUGGCUUGGUGGAGAACCAGAGUGAUUGGUAUUUGGGCAACCUUUGGAAGAAUCAUCGGCCCUGGCCAGCUCUUGGGAGGGGGUACAACACAGGGGUUAUCUUGCUGCUUCUUGAUAAGUUACGGAAGAUGAAAUGGGAGCAGAUGUGGAGACUCACAGCAGAGCGGGAGUUGAUGAGCAUGUUAUCCACUUCACUGGCUGACCAGGAUAUCUUCAAUGCGGUCAUCAAACAAAACCCCUUCCUUGUGUACCAGCUUCCCUGUUUCUGGAAUGUGCAGCUGUCUGAUCACACCCGUUCCGAGCAGUGCUACAGAGAUGUGUCUGACCUGAAGGUGAUUCACUGGAACUCCCCAAAGAAGCUGCGAGUGAAAAACAAGCACGUGGAGUUUUUCCGCAACCUCUACCUGACAUUCCUGGAAUAUGAUGGGAAUUUACUGAGACGGGAACUCUUUGGCUGCCCCAGUGAGGCAGAUGUUAACAGUGAAAAUCUCCAGAAACAGCUGUCUGAGCUGGACGAGGAUGACUUAUGCUAUGAAUUCCGUCGAGAACGUUUCACCGUCCAUCGCACCCAUUUGUAUUUUCUACAUUACGAGUACGAGCCAGCUGCAGACAGCACUGAUGUAACACUGGUGGCUCAGCUUUCCAUGGACAGGCUCCAGAUGCUUGAAGCUAUCUGCAAACACUGGGAAGGUCCAAUCAGCCUGGCACUCUAUCUUUCUGAUGCAGAAGCCCAGCAAUUUCUACGCUACGCCCAGGGCUCAGAAGUACUCAUGAGCCGCCACAACGUUGGCUACCAUAUUGUGUACAAGGAGGGCCAGUUCUACCCUGUGAAUCUGCUAAGGAAUGUGGCCAUGAAGCAUAUCAGCACACCAUACAUGUUUCUGUCUGACAUUGACUUCUUGCCCAUGUAUGGACUCUACGAGUACCUCAGGAAGUCUGUCAUCCAGCUAGACCUGGCUAACACCAAGAAAGCUCUGAUUGUACCUGCUUUUGAGACCCUGCGCUACCGACUCUCCUUCCCCAAGUCAAAAGCAGAGCUACUGUCUAUGUUGGACAUGGGAACCCUCUUCACAUUCAGGUACCACGUCUGGACGAAAGGGCAUGCGCCAACGAACUUUGCCAAGUGGCGAACAGCCACCACUCCCUACCGCGUCGAGUGGGAAGCAGACUUUGAGCCAUACGUUGUUGUGAGGAAGGACUGCCCGGAGUAUGACAGGCGGUUUGUUGGAUUUGGCUGGAACAAAGUAGCUCACAUCAUGGAACUGGAUGCACAGGAGUACGAGUUCACGGUGCUGCCCAACGCCUACAUGAUCCACAUGCCACACGCCCCCAGCUUCGACAUCACCAAGUUUCGCUCCAACAAGCAAUACCGCAUCUGUCUCAAGACCCUGAAGGAGGAGUUCCAGCAGGACAUGUCACGCCACUAUGGCUUCGCAGCCCUCAAGUAUCUCACGGCAGAGAACAACAGCUAGCACAGCAGGGCCAGCGAGCGGGAAACGGGGACACCGGAAGGAGGAGCCGCGCAAAGUUCGAGGCCCAGUCUUCAAACUUUGAACUGAAUUUCUGGUUUUAUAUCAUACCCGGCAGUUCUAACAGUAGAAAUUUGAAGUGACGUGUCUUCGGACUAUGCUCAUUCGUCCCUUCCCUACUACCCCAGGCCUUUCAGCUUUAGCAUCGGUGAGGUGUCAGCGGGAGGAGCCGGCUGCACGCCCGCCGUGCUGCCGGAGGUGGGGACUGGGCAGGGGCUGGGAAUGCACUUUGCUCUCCAAACUACAGAGCAAAGACAGACCUUCAGAAUAUAGGAUUUCAUGUUGCUAUUUAAUAAUUUGACAUGCUUUUUAUCUGUAAAGGA
Messenger RNA from Chaetura pelagica (chimney swift), 2719 nucleotides. RefSeq names its product like-glycosyltransferase (gene LARGE1). The transcript has 14 exons. Gene Ontology annotation, biological process: protein O-linked glycosylation via mannose. The record is from RefSeq and is a predicted model, not a curated record. The coding region runs from base 69 to 2339 and encodes 756 amino acids. NCBI's taxonomy places the organism in Eukaryota, Metazoa, Chordata, Aves, Apodiformes, Apodidae. Gene Ontology annotation, molecular function: glucuronosyltransferase activity; xylosyltransferase activity.